Messenger RNA from Aegilops tauschii subsp. strangulata, 1754 nucleotides. Its product is annotated as transcription termination factor MTERF15, mitochondrial. Gene Ontology annotation, molecular function: double-stranded DNA binding. Gene Ontology annotation, biological process: regulation of DNA-templated transcription. NCBI's taxonomy places the organism in Eukaryota, Viridiplantae, Streptophyta, Magnoliopsida, Poales, Poaceae. The record is from RefSeq and is a predicted model, not a curated record.
GCCUUUGAUCCAUAGCAUGUGUACAAUUGUACCCUUCCCUCAAAAAAAAAAAUUUGUACCCACGUUCCGCUGCCCUGCCGCCGCGUACGUUUCCGCUGACCGCCGCCGGCGCCGCCGCCACGCCAUGAUCCACCACCUCCGAACGCGCGUCCUUCCUCUCCUCCUCCGCUACCCACCAUCCCAUCUCCCCGCCUCCCACCUCGUUCCCCUCCACUGCCUCCUCUCCACCACCGCAUCCAUCUCCCCCAAACCUUUCUCCGCCAAGGACUUCCUCGUCGCCGACUGCGGCCUCACCCGAGCACAAGCCCUCAAGGCCUCCAGAAGGCUCUCCAACCUCACCUCCCUCUCCAAGCCCGAGGCCACGGUGGCCUUUCUCUUGGGCCACGGCGUCCCCCGCUCCGACAUCGCCGCCGCCGUGGUCGCCGACCCGUCCCUCCUGUACGCCAGCGUGGGGAUGGUCCUCGCCCCCCGCUUCGCCGAGCUUAGCGAACUCGGCUUCUCGCCUUCGCAGAUCGUGGCCAUCCUCUCGAUCCGCCGCACGGGCGCUCUCCGCGGCAACCUCCUGUUCUGGGUCCGGAUCUUCGACUCCUACCCCAAGCUGCUCUUUCUCGCAAAGUCAAACCGCGAGCUCCUCAGUGCCAGCCUCGAGAAGGUGAUCAAGCCGAGCCUGACCAUCCUCCAAGAAUGUGGGAUAAGUGCUCGUGAUAUUGCAGGUUUAAGCUUGUACUCCUGUCGGUUGUUCACCGUGAAACCCAAGUUUCUCGUGGACGCCGUGGCGCGGGUCGAGGAGUUAGGCGUGCAGCGAUGCUCAUGGAUGUUCUGCCGUGCACUCGCUGCACUCGCCUUCAAGAGCAAGGACGUUCUCGCCAGGAAAAUACAAUUUUUACAUGCGCUGGGGUUUUCACAGGAUGAUUUGGUGAAGAUCGCCAAGAAGGCGGCACUUGUCCUGGCUUUAUCUGAUAAAAAGAUCCAGCGAUCUGUGGGGUUCUUAAUGAAGGAUGUCGGUCUGCAGGCUUCGUACAUUGCUCGAAGGCCAGCGCUGAUCAUGUAUAGCGUUGAGAGGCGAUUGUUGCCCCGGUACUCCCUGCUUAAGCUUCUCAGGCAGAAGGGAUUACUGGACGUGGAAUUGGACUAUUAUAGCAUGGCAUCGCUGGCUGAGAAGAACUUUGUGCAGAAUUUUGUGGAUCCUUAUAAGGAUAGUGUUCCAGGCCUAGUUGAUGAGUAUGCCUCUGCAUGUCGUGGGAAAGCACCAAAAGGAAGUGCUUGGCUAUAACACUGAAACUGUGGUGUGCGAGAAUCCGUUCAUUUUGAGAUUAUCCGAGGAGUUUUGUCACCCCAAGACUGAUUUUUUGAUCGGUGAGAUCGGUUCGGAGUCAGAGUGCACUGUGAAUUGAUAAAAAGUCUGUACAGUCCAUGUACUGCAUGAAGAAGUGUCUGGUUCCCGGUAUCAUGAAAGAAGGACAGUGUCUCUGAGCUCGCUGAUAUGUAUGACGCAGCUUGUGCCGGGGAGGUUGCCUCCCAAGUCCAACUUUGGCAUUUUAAGAUAUUGAAGACUUGUUGUAUCCUUCAGUGUAGUACAUGUUCAGAUGGUAACAAUGCAGAUCCUACCCAUUAGUUACUGUCCAUUGUGCAAACACUCUUAGUUCUUAGUCUCAGCAAUUUAACAACUAGUUAUCUGAUUGCUACAAAACAAUUCAUGUUUUUUUUAGGAAUCAAUUACAAUCCAUGUUCAAAUUUUGGAUAUGUGGUACGAA